AUGUCUUCAGAGUUGUCCAAUGUGGGGAAAUUUCAAGAAGCUGUACAUGAUGCCAAUGCCAGCCGAUACUUCACGCUGAUUGGGGUGUCUCUUCUCGUAUAUGACCAUUGUCUUACACUACCUGAUGAGGUACUACUCAUUUGGAUCGCCCCACGCUCAUUUGCGAAGUACGCGUUCCUCGCAAACAGAUACCUGGUUGCCAUAUGUUUGCUCAUCGUUGCGGAUGAAAUAUGUGGAUUUGUCGCGUACUCCGACAUCACCAUCCUGCGAUUCCUCAUCGGGAGCUUUAUUGCCAGCUUCAUUGCCACGUUCUCGACGAUGGUUGUCGUGAUCACAGCCCUUGCACAACAAGCACAUCUCACACAGUCUAAGCAGCUGGAAUCAAAUGGCUACCUACAGCUAAGAUUUUUGAUCGCUGUUUGGGCCUCUCCUAUGGCUUUCGAGGUCGUUGUGCUCAUUCUCACCACCUACAACGCUUUUUCACGACCACGUCCUGCUGACGUUCAACUCACUGAAAUUCUACAUCGUGAUGGUGCUCUUUUCUUUCUAGCCUUGACUGUCCUCCGAAUCCUGAACAUUGUUUUUGCGGCGACUGCCAAUCCUGGAACGACUAUGUUCGCUGUCUUCUUUGUCUGGUCGAUGGUGACGCUCACGCUCAACCGCUUGCUACUUCACAUUCGCGCGGCCGAGGUCGCAGAAAAAUCCCAAUCUGAUAUGUCAGAUCCUGUGAUGGCUGGACCUGCUACGUCCGGCAUGCCCUUCGUAUUGAAUGGUCGCGCGUCCCCAUUUUCAUUCGGUGUUGUCGAAAGACAAGGAGUGCUGGAUAAUUGUGGCGACUUCAUACACUACACCUCCACGUCAAGCUCCCCGCGACUUAAUUAUUCGUACUGCUUUGUCGUCACAAAUCAUAGUCUCGAUUGCCUCACAGAUCUGGAGACGGGACGUCGGAAUAGAGAUACUGAAAUAGACUGUAAUGCAGUCUGCGCCGUGCUCGAUUGGUUGACCAACGUCGACACGCCCCACUGUCCACGCCGAUUCUCUUAUCUACGUGAACCUCUUUGUGCUUCUGCAAUGGCCGAGUUCUUUAUUGCACCUAACGGGAACACAAUACUCACAAAGCAACCCUAUACGGUAUCAGAGUCUCGCGGGGUCAUCACACUGAUCGUUUUUUCCUCAAUCUCCGCUCUUGCAGUGGUAGGAUUACUUGGUGCUCUCUCCAUAUCAGCACUCAACACGCGCUCAUCAAAUAACCCAAACCUAUUCGUUCGAAGCCAUGUCGUGACAUACUUUGUCUCACUUCUGAUGUGCGAUCUCUUACAAGCGAUUGGGUCUAUAAUGACGACUGCGUGGGCGAAGAGUAUGAGCGUUGAUGCUGGCACGCUUUGCACCGCUCAAGGGAUAAUCAAACAUGUUGCCGACGUGGGAAUUGCUCUAUGGUCCCUAGUCAUAGCCUUCCAUGUUUUUGGUAUUCUUUUUUUUCGAUUACCGCUCAAACGAUAUGCCUUAUGGUGCAUACUCAUUGGAACAUGGUCUCUGAUCGCUACCUUGAUCAUAACCGGCCCUGCUACACUCGAUACGGUGCAUCGCGGCCCAUUCUACGGUAUUUCAGGACAAUGGUGCUGGAUCACACCAGAAUAUGGAGUUCAGCAUAUAACUCUGGAUUACAUGAUUAUGUUCAUAUCCGCGGUCAUUUCAUUCGUUCUGUACACACUCGUGUACCUGAGACUUCGUGGCAACGUCGUCGUUCACGGUAUCCAUAUCCGCUUUCGCAUGCGCCGUGCAUCUCUGUCUUGGCAAGGAUCGGAACAGGGGAUUCAAGACAAACAUAUCAUGGUUGUUGCUAGACAAAUGCUACUGUAUCCUAUCGCCUACACCAUCAUCAUCCUGCCUAUCGCUGCGGCGCGCUUCAGUGGCUGGUUCGGGCACGAUGUCCCUUUCGGUGUAACCAUUUUCUGGAAUCGCGAAUCUAAUGAUACUGCGCACUCCGAAAGCGACACGAUUUACCUCCUGUCUGGUACCACAAAUGUUGUGCUCUUCAGCAUCACACGCCGCAUCCUUCCUCCUCGCUCAAUCAUUCCCAAAUUCCUCAUCUCCAAGCCCAAGCUCGUCGAAAGCACAGCUGUGACGAGUUCAGACGCGGACCCAUACUACGGCUUCUAUGCGUCCGGCAACCUCGGCCUCGAGAUGGAGAAAGGAGACACAGAGAAUCCGUUCGAGUUCCAUAAUUCUAUGGGUGUAUCUGGACGAGAUAUUGUUGGCGAAGAGGUAACAGAGAAGCGCGAUCCCGGCGUGUCUACCCCUGCUUGGCGUUUGAGCGCAGGGAGCGGCCUGGAUGUCGACUCGGAUGCUGUCGUCCUUACAGAAGCUGGCAUCCUCAAGCGUGUCUAUAGUCCUGAUGCAGAUUCGGACUCAGAUACCGAUGUGCGCUCUGUUUCUGACGCUUCGGACUUUGUGGACGUAGAUGUCUUGGGAGGGCCUCUGCGACACGCAGCACCGCUUCCUCAAGUGCCUAGGUCACCAAGAAUCUACGACGAGGACGACGGGAGCGAGAGGAGCGUUCGUCGCGCAAGUGCAACGCCGACGACAUUCAUCAGCUUCUGA
Molecule: messenger RNA, 2601 nt
Organism: Heterobasidion irregulare TC 32-1
Lineage: Eukaryota; Fungi; Basidiomycota; Agaricomycetes; Russulales; Bondarzewiaceae
Exons: 26
Coding region: 1-2601 (866 amino acids)
Biological process (GO): adenylate cyclase-activating G protein-coupled receptor signaling pathway
Cellular component (GO): plasma membrane
Molecular function (GO): G protein-coupled receptor activity
Source: RefSeq, a predicted model, not a curated record